Paramecium primaurelia is the source of this 1124-nucleotide messenger RNA. NCBI's taxonomy places the organism in Eukaryota, Ciliophora, Oligohymenophorea, Peniculida, Parameciidae. The record is from the annotation of a GenBank genome assembly.
AUGGCUUCCUAUAAAUCUAUUUUAGAUGGACUUCUUGAUUCAGUGUCUAAUAUUGUUGUUGCUAAGAUACGUACAUUAAAAUAAACAUACAAUGAUUCAUCUUUAAAUCGAUUACCUGCAAGUAGUGAUACAAAGUUAUCAUUACUUGGAUCAAAAUAAUUUCAAAUACUUGCUAAUCAAGUUGAACAAUUUAUGUAGAGUAUUUCUCUAUCAUAUUACUAAAGAAUUACUAAAUGAAUUCAAUCAAGACUUAGAAGAACAAUAUAAACAUUAAAUAAAUAAGCAAUAUUAAAGACCGUUAACAGUAAAUACAUAACUAAAUUAGGGUACAAAUGGUUAAGAAUGUCAAAGAGAAUAAAUAAAAGAAGAAUAAGAAAAAGGACUUGUCAUAAUGUUCCAUAAUAAGCAAUCAGAUGAUGGUGAAACUACUCUCAAAGUAAUAAUAUUCAUUUAAUACAGUUCAAUCAUCUCAAAGAUUUUUUAUACUAUGAUAGUAAAAAAGCUAAAUAAGUUUAAAAUUUAUCAAUUGAAUUCAAAUCAUAAGGCAUGACUGAUAAUAACAUGGAACAUUUUAUGAAAAAAUUCAUUCAAUUUUAUAAUAUUGAACAUUUGAAAUUAAACUUAGGAUGGUAUAUAUAUUAUAAUAUAAUAAGUAACUCAUUGACUGUUAUUGGAGCUAGAUAAUUAGCUGGUUGUUUUACUAAUUUAAAUCAUUUAUCUUUUAUGGAUAUUUCACUUUAUAAUAAUAAAAUUACAUGGGAAGGAAUUGAUGCUUUAAUGCAUGCUUUUAAACACCUAAACAAUUUAAAAGAUUUAAAUUUGGAUGUAUCCUGUAAUCCAAUAGGAAAUAAAGGAUUUGUAAUUGUUUCUAAAGCAUUACCUGAAAUGAGGAGAUUACGCAAAUUAUGGUUAUCUGCUUAUGAUAUAGGAAUUAAUGAUGAAUCAUUUAAAAUAUUUAUCAAUGAAUUUUCUAAAUUACCUUCAUUAUUAAUAGCUAAAUUUGAUUUUAAAGUGUAAGAAUAUUAAUUUUUAUAUUUAGUAAUCCUUUUAAUAAGAAAUUAAUUCAAGAAUUGCAAAAGAUGAUUCAUGAAAAAAAGAUUAAUAAUUAUGAGAUAUUAGUAUGA